AUGAAUUAUACUACACAGAUUUUACUGUUGAUCUUGUUGAUUGUACUUAACUUAGAUUACAGUACGUCUUUGAGUUGCUACACUUGCGAAACUUGUCCAGUCCCAUUUAACUCUUCAUAUCCACAGGUAAACAACCAAAGUGGAUGUGCAUGGUGUGCCAAGAUUACGGUUAAAAAGCGUCAUUCUCCAAUAAGACAAUGUGUAGACAGAUGUGACUAUUUAUAUUUUUGGAAAUCAUACUCCAAAUUCUCUUAUUAUUGUUGUAAUACUGACUAUUGUAAUAAAAGUAUACAGAGUUAUGCAACUCAUCAAAUACUAAUUAUGAUUGUUAUUACACUUGUUUGUUUCUACAUUAAUAAAAAAUAA
Molecule: messenger RNA, 366 nt
Organism: Schistosoma margrebowiei
Lineage: Eukaryota; Metazoa; Platyhelminthes; Trematoda; Strigeidida; Schistosomatidae
Source: the annotation of a GenBank genome assembly